Messenger RNA from Anopheles cruzii, 761 nucleotides. Its product is annotated as peptidyl-tRNA hydrolase ICT1, mitochondrial. Gene Ontology annotation, cellular component: mitochondrial large ribosomal subunit. The transcript is spliced from 3 exons. Gene Ontology annotation, biological process: mitochondrial translational termination. The coding region runs from base 85 to 696 and encodes 203 amino acids. The record is from RefSeq and is a predicted model, not a curated record. Gene Ontology annotation, molecular function: translation release factor activity. Lineage: Eukaryota; Metazoa; Arthropoda; Insecta; Diptera; Culicidae.
AAAGCAGGCCUUGCAAAGUUUGUUACGAUUGCAGUGUGCGUUUCACAAUUUGCUCAUUGUUUUAAAAGAUUCAAAGCGCAAACAAUGAAUAAAGUAGUGACGACCCUUCUACGAAGAGCGCCCCUCGGUCGGUGGUCACAUAAUGUUCGAGGAUUUCACCUUCUCAGUAGGCUAUGCAGCUACCGAAGUGAUCUAGCGCUGGACGCAAUCUAUCCGAACAGCAAUCUUCGUCUGUACACACCGCCAGCACCGCCGGCUAAACCAGAUGGCACUUUCAAUGGUUACAUCCCCUUAGACAAGAUCAACAUAAGCUACAGCCGCAGCAGCGGGCCAGGUGGACAAAACGUAAACACAUUGAGCACAAAGGUUGAUGUACGGUUUCACCUAGAAACGGCCGCCUGGCUCUCGGAGAACACUCGGAAACGUCUUGCAAAGUUGCAAAAAGGACGUAUCACGAAGGAUGGCUUUCUGGUGAUAAGAAGCGAGUUAACCCGCUCGCAGCAAGUCAAUACAGCCGAUGCACUGGAAAAGUUGCGUACCUUCAUUCGCCAAGCGGAGCAACCCAUUUCGACGGAGCCAUCGGUUGAAACGAUGGAAAUGCUGCGCCGGAGACACGAAAGGGCAACACGAGAGCGACUGGCGAUCAAACGGAAGCGAUCGGACACAAAAGCUCAGCGACAGACUCCACUUUUGUAGGAAGCCCAAUAAGAUGUAUGCUAGGAAAAUAGCUUUUUUAACGUAAACGAUGGUCAAUAAUAAAA